Molecule: messenger RNA, 1049 nt
Organism: Moneuplotes crassus
Lineage: Eukaryota; Ciliophora; Spirotrichea; Euplotida; Euplotidae
Source: the annotation of a GenBank genome assembly
GAUUUUAGAGGAUAUAUUAUAACUAAAUGAUUCUGAAUAGUCCAAGUUUAGGUAUCUUACUAGCUGUGGUAUCAAUCAUAUGUUCAUCUGCAAUUCUUCCAUCAAUGAACUCAUACAAAGGUGUAUCUGUGGCAAUGAUGGGACUCUGGAGGAGCCAGCUCUCGUGUAUAUAUUGCAUACCAAUAACUUGGUAUUUACUUCGAAAGCUUCCAAAGAUUGAUGCAAAGGUGUUUACCUGGACUACAGUCGCAGAGAUUGUAGCUGGGUCAACACUCUUUUGCUGCGCAUCAACAAUGUUUUUAUUCAGUUCAAAAUUCACUCUCUACUCUCACACAAUGGUAUUGGCUAAUUCAGGAGGAGUUUUUCUGAUUAUAAUAAAUGUUUUAAGGCUUCUCCCAGUCAAUAGAUUAGAGGUUAUUGGCACUAUUGCAGUCAUUAUUGGCAUUAUCUCCUUGAUAAACGAUUCUAAAUCUACUAAAGGGGAAGGUGAGACGAACGUCCUACUAGGAGAUAUUUUGGCUUUACUCUCGAUGCCGCUUUUUACGAUGGCCUACUUUUACAAUGCUAGGGCUAUCAAGAACCUGCCUUCUCUUGUUGUAUUUCAUUGCUUUAGUGCGGUCCAUCUUGUCCUGUACAUGCUAUACCUGCUUAUAUCGAGCAACAGCUGCAUGAAAGUUUUGUUCUCGAGAGAUGACGUAAGCGGUAUGUUUGGUUGGAGUAACUCAGAACAUAUCCUGCUUUCUCUCUUCAUAAUAGGUCCAAUCUGAGGAGUGAUAGGACUUGGAUGCUAUGUGUUUUUGCUCGAUUUCUUCCCUCCUCAUAUUGUGAAUGGAGUGUUUUUAAUGGAGCCUUUUACAGGACAACUUAUUGGAUGUAUCUUAGGUCAGGAUGAUUUGCCGUCAGCUUUCACAUACAUUGGAGCCUUCUUUGUAACUCUUGGGCUCGGACUCUCAAUUUUUGGCGAUAUCAAGAAAUCUCAGUCAGAUAAUGGAAACACAAAGACCAAAUUAGAGAUUGAACUUUCUGAUAACUCUUUGUUAUAAAUUCUA